AUGGCCCCUCGUCCUCGACUACGAUCAAGCAGCAGAAAGGACACGCCUCUUUCUCCUCCAAAAGCCGCUUCGAUCAGUGUUGUUAUCGACGCGCUACCAGAUCAAAACAAAAGUCGAACACGGUCAUCAAGCCGAGAAGCAACGGCAGCGCAACAACUACUACAAGACCUUAAUCAGGUUUUGCCUACUGUCACUGAAGCGGAACCGGUAUCGGAGCAAACCGAAAGCCUUGAAGGCAGUAUUUCUGCCUCAUUUGAGGCGACUUCUACAGGAUCAUCCUUUGAGAGUCUGUUGGAUGCCCUGGACCGAGAUGCGAUUAUCGAGAAUUUGAUUGAUUUACGCAAUAAUUCAAUCGAAUUAUUCUCAAUAUUAGGGGCUGAUGAAACAAGGCUAGCGGACAUCUGUUCGAAGCUGCUGCAAAUCGAUCCUUCGCUGCACCGAAGAUUCCUGUCUCGGAAGAAGCGGUUCCUCACCACCAAGGAAGCAUACGGAGGUGGCCCAGAUUUUAUCUUUCCAGGACUCAUCGUUCGUAAAAUCCUUGGUGAUGCUGAACUGCGAGAGAUCAACAAUGGCCUAUGGCGCCCUGAUGGUGUCCUCUACUUGGCGAAUCUAGCCUUGCAGCUGGUCAGGGUAUUCAGCCCCUCGUUAGAUGAGCGUCACUCUUACCUCGAUUUUAUGUUCAACAACUUCCCGGAACCGUUCUAUGAUCUCGCCUCAUUCCCCUUUCUGCCCGCCACGGUCAAAGACACAUUCGACAUCCACACUGAAAUUCUAACGCAAUUCUACAUCAGAGAAGUCGCGAUUAAGCACCACGAUGAGAAAUUUGAUCCGGAUGAAUUACUUGGAGCUGUCUUUUGCGACGAAAGCAAUCAGAUCAAGGGAUCAUCAGACAAAGCGACGCACUCGAAAGCAAUGGCACGAAUGUCCUCCAUUAAAUCCCACUUCAACACGGAGAAACGUCCGUGGAUCAAUAUCGAGGCCCUGGAACAGCAAUUUCCUUGGUCCAAUUUUGUUGUACAGGUGGUCAAGUGGAGCGUGGCUCGCAAAAACGAGCUAGAAGAAAUGAUCAGGUCGAGAGGAGGCAUGGACAAGCUCAUCGAUUUGCUUUAUGCCGAAGAUUUUCAGGAUGAUGCAGCUCUAUCCGACGGGUUUUCGCAGGGGUCGGAGCUAGCGACUCCCAGCACUGAAGCGCAGGAACCAGCCCCAGUCGAUAUUAAAGCAGAGGAGCUUGAGGAUGCCAAUAUCAGACCUACACAACUGACGCAGAGGGCGGCGGCCGGGGGUUUGUCGCGGAAAGCCAUGAAAGCCAACAUCAACAGACUAAAGGCUCUCAGAGCUGAACAUUCAGUCCGCGCAUCCGGUGCCAAAAUUAAUCACGUUGACUGCGGUCCGCCCGAAUCAGAGCUUGAGAUCUCACAGUCACUAUCACCAGUUAUAGAGGAAACUCAAGAAACAGCCGUGGGUGAAGAUGAUGAUCAGGCACAAAGGCUUGCUCAAGCUCGUGCGUCCAACGAGGAGAUCGUCCCGACCCAGCAAACAAACUUAGUCUUAGAGACCGUCCGCCGACAGAUUGAGCAGAGCGACAAGGAAAAUAAGAAACGGACAGCGAAGAAGGCAUCAUUGCUCGACCGGCAAAAUGGGGCAGAAAGGGUCGAAUGGGGCGAACCCGCUGAUGACGAAGAUACUCCCUCUCCACCCCGCCGGCUUCCGAAGCGUCCACGGCCUCGAAGGGCGGAAGAUAAUGAUGACCAUGACGAAUUUGAGACGGACAGCAGAGCCAGAAAGAGACGUCGUGCUAGUCAUGAGACCAGCCAGCAGCCAUUAGGGUCGACUCGUCCGAGGUUGCCAUCCAUAGAGGAAGAUGCCACAGCAAUCAAUGAUGAGCUUGCUCAUCCCUCUGACAGAUCCCGGACGGUUGAAUUUGCAAGUCGAGGUCAGCCGUCAAGACGGGCCCGAGCAGCACCUUCAAAGUCACCAGAACGCUCCCGUCGCACGUUGCCGGUCUCGUUAUCACAGCCAGCGAGAUCCGGUACACAGGGAUCACCAUCAAGUCGAGCACCUCUUCGACCUAUCCCAGCAGCUGAACGGCACCCACCUCCUUCGACCGCACCCACCCGGACCCAGCCAGAGAGCCUCAGAUCGUCCAGAGCACCGUCACUGGAACCACCUCGGUCCCAAAUUGCCGAUGUGAACCGGGAAGCCAAAGCGAGGGUGCGCAUGACCCGCGAUUUACUGCCCACUCGAGGAGGCGUGCAAAUUCGCAGACCUUAUACCGAACAGGAGACCACAAGAUUGAUGGAGAUGAUUGAGUUAUACGGGACGAGGUGGGCGAGAAUCCUGGAAGAAGACAGUGUACACGAAGACGGGCCGCUGUUGCAAGGGAGGACCCAGGUGCAGCUGAAGGAUAAGGCGCGGAAUAUCAAGCUGGAUUUCCUCAAGGCGGGUCGUCGCUUGCCCCCAGGCUUCGAGACUGUGAGCGUCGGCCAGAGCAAGAUCCAGGAGCUACGAGAACGCGGUAUCGACUACGUUGAAGGAGAGGAUGCGGCCCGCUUUACCGGACGGGAACCGACUGCCGAUGAUGGCUAUGAUAUCCAGGGAGAAGCUGACGACGACGGUAGCGAGGAUUAA
Molecule: messenger RNA, 2628 nt
Organism: Cladophialophora psammophila CBS 110553
Lineage: Eukaryota; Fungi; Ascomycota; Eurotiomycetes; Chaetothyriales; Herpotrichiellaceae
Exons: 2
Coding region: 1-2628 (875 amino acids)
Biological process (GO): telomere maintenance via telomere lengthening
Molecular function (GO): double-stranded telomeric DNA binding
Source: RefSeq, a predicted model, not a curated record